Messenger RNA from Menidia menidia (Atlantic silverside), 1908 nucleotides. The record is from the annotation of a GenBank genome assembly. NCBI's taxonomy places the organism in Eukaryota, Metazoa, Chordata, Actinopteri, Atheriniformes, Atherinopsidae.
CAUGCGCUCUGCUGGGUCACACACCUGGGCAGAGACUACAGCGCUGCAAACAGCAGCUCCGGGAAUACACAACCUUUUUUUAACUUUUCUUUUUUUUAUUGUUUGAUAUGCUGCAUCGUCUGCUUUGAUGAAACAUCACCACAGGUCUCAGCUGUUUGUGCGCUUUGUGUGGAACUGGGUCUUUGCCCUGUGUGUGAGAUGCAUGUGAAGGAAACAGCUCCGGCCUGUAAAGUACAUUUCAUUUAUUUAAGAUUGAAUUAUCAGCACUCAUUCUGAGAACGCAGCUUCACUUGCUCCUUUCUGUUCACACGUGCCAAACUAUGAGAUGUCUUUUUUGUCCUCAGUGCAUGUUAUGUCGACCCUGUUCUCCACAGUCGGCACACGGGCCGAUCUGAUAGGCCCCGAGCGUGUCACAUCGGGGUGUUACCUUUCAGUCAGCGAGGUUCCUCCCAUCAUCAUCUCUGACUGAUAGAUAGCAGGAAAAGAGAGUGUCAGCACCUUCCUUCAGCUUCAAGUCACAUCUCCACACACCGCUGGCCUGAUAAAAUGAGCCCCCCGCUGCUGGCCUGGACCCUGGUGACGGCCUUCGUUUGGACUCUCGGCUCAAGCCAGUUCAUCCAAGGGGACCCUGUCCAUGUUCUCUAUCCAGCCAUCUCCAGCAGUGAGAGUCUGGACUGUGAAUGUGUGAACAUCUCAUGCGACACUGUGUUCUGGUUCCACACGGACCCGGCCCGGGGCAAGCUGCGUUUUCUGGCCAAAUGCAACAGAGCUGACCGCGUUCAGUAUGGAGAUGUGAACCAGACACGCUAUAAAUUCAGCAGGAGGGGCAGCUCGUCCUUUGUGCUGCGCAUCAUUGGCAUAACUGAGGCGGACGCAGGGAUUUACUCCUGUAUCCUGAGGGACUCCAGAAACGACGCCGAGAAGUUCAGGCCCGGCUUUCUACUUCGCCCGGGAGAGACCCCUCCACCGCCACGCACAACCCCUAAGCCGAAGCCCAAACCACCCUGCCGCUGCUCCAGAAAUCCUAAACGCAGCGGCUGCAGCUCCCUGCUCCUGUGGCCUCUGGCUGGACUGGCCGCUGGCCUGGCCGUUGUCAUCCUGGGCGUGCUCUACUACUUCAGCCGGUUGCCCAAAAAAUGUCAACACCACUUUGUGAAGAAGAGACUGAUGACCUAAAGAGCUGCAUCUGUGGCUUUUAUCUAAAAACGCUGAGGCGUUUGGCUGAAGACGUCUUCCGUGUGGAGCUUGAAUAACAAAAAGUUGUGCUCUGCUAAUAAAAGUAUAUUACUCUGUAUCCAGUGAAAUGUGCGCUUUGCCGCUGAAGAGCGGUGGCCAUGUAAAAUACUGUGAUAUGUAAAUUUUGUUUGUUCCACCGGGUUAGAAACCUGCCAUCUUUGUUGUAAAAUAUUUUUGUCAUUGAUCAUUUUGCAAUAGAACAGAAUCAAUUAUAAAGGGAGUUUUUUUCUAUUAAGGAGACUUUAGCUUUUUCUAAUCAUUGUGGAAUAAGGAUGAAAAUCCAAAUACUCUCAGCUCUUCUCACAUCAGAAUCCCUUUAUUCCUGUCAGUUCAGUUUAUAUGGCGCCAGCUCACAAUGAAACUGUCUCAGGUCAUUUUACAGGGAAAGCAGAGUAAUUAGAUUGAGGCUCAAUUAAAUCCUUGUAUCUGUACCAUUUCAGUAGCAAUAGCAAGUUUUUUUCAUUUUUUUCUUUUUUAUCAAAUUUGAAAAUGAAAGAACAGCUGAACUGAGCUGAUUUUGUGCACCUUUGCGCUCUCCUGUAUUUAUUUGUGCUUUUUCACUUCAUGUGUCACAUGUUCGCCUCUGUGUCCUGUAGAGUAAUCCUGUUCAAUCAAUAAAGCUGUGGAUGUCCAAGCAUUUACAGAGUGGUGAUACAUUUAGAAACCAGUCCC